CAGGCUUAAGACGGUGGAGGUAAGCGAUGUCGUACUGGGGCUUAUACCGAGUUCCUGUUUCCUGAUGGGCUAAGUGGAUGAACUCGGUGACGUCAUCACAGUCGCUGUGAGCCGUGCAGAUGUUUAUAACGCCUACGGGUUUAAGUUCGCUAACUUAUGUUCGUGGUCCGAUGUCGGAGAUAGAAGAUGAAUUUGAAAUGAAUUAGUACUGAGACCGUGUUUGAAUGUACUGAAGGACAAUUGCACAACCUUACAGAAUUGUACGAAAACGAUUUGUUAUUUUAGGAAUCGUUUCGUAUGACAACGCGUGACAUCAGUGACCUUAAUCAAAAUGGACAACAUCACUCAGCGUUUAAUGGAACAGAAGUUCGACCUUCAAGAAGACGACAUCAUCGAUGACUAUGGAUCAAGUUACGACAGCACGACCAACACGUCCGACGGCGAUAAACGCCGGUGUUCUUGUCUAACAGAUCAACACAAGACAUUAUUUCGCGCCUUGAUGGGGGAGCUGGUUGGGGUAUGUUUCUAUGUGUUUAUCGGGUGUAUGGCUACCCCCCACCCCGAAGGAGUGUACCCUGGAACUACACAUCCGGGCGCCGGAGCUAUACCAGUGGCGCUCGCCCAUGGACUGGGUCUUGCAUCCCUCAGCGCUGUGCUGUUAAAGAUCAGCGGUGCCCACCUCAACCCUGCCGUGACCUUGGGCGUGGUGCUGUGUGGGGAGAUGGGCCUGGGUGCAGGGCUGGCGUAUGUCGCCACCCAGACGGUGGCUGGGGUAAUUGGAGCGGCACUCUGCAGGGCCAUUUUACCAGAGAAUGUCUUUAUCGGCAUUAAUGGCGGCGCUCACGUGCUGCACGUGGGGCCCGGGCCGGGUGUCGUCUGCGAGGCGCUGUUGACGUGUGUAGUCGUCCUCACUUACAUCCUCGCUGUCAUCGACCCCAACACGAUGUCGGGAAGGGGGCCUAUCGCCAUCGGCUUCUCCGUCGUUGUCUGCACCCUCGCAGGGGUCGCUGCAACAGGUGGGUCUAUGAAUCCUGCCAGGAGUUUUGGAUCAGCUGUCGCUGUUAGUGCCUUCAAUGGGGACGUCUGGAAGUAUCACUACAUCUAUUGGGCUGGACCAGUUUUCGGAGCUGCAAUAGCCGUAUUUUUUUACAGGUUUGUGUUUGCAAGCCCGGAGAAACGACUCGUGGUGUGUGGAUCCAAGGGCGAUCAACGCAAGGCUGCUAAACUCUCUCAGAUCACGAGUUUCCCUCAAUCCGGACACAUUAAUUAAUACAAUAGUGAUGUAGAGUUAAGCUCGAGGCACGAGAUGCGUCAACAACAUACGUAACAGCGUUGUCUUCCUGGUUUGGUCAAGAGCUUCUGGGAUGAUCAUGUGCUGGCUGCAGGGGCGGAGGGUAGCCUAGUGGUUAAAGCGUUCGCUCGUCACGCCGAAGACCCGGGUUCGAUUCCCGACAUAGGUACAAUGUGUGAAACCCAUUUCACGUGUCCCCCGCCGUGAUAUUGCAGGAAUAAAUC
Molecule: messenger RNA, 1515 nt
Organism: Haliotis rufescens (red abalone)
Lineage: Eukaryota; Metazoa; Mollusca; Gastropoda; Lepetellida; Haliotidae
Product: aquaporin-like
Exons: 5
Coding region: 332-1270 (312 amino acids)
Biological process (GO): transmembrane transport
Cellular component (GO): plasma membrane
Molecular function (GO): water channel activity
Source: RefSeq, a predicted model, not a curated record